Rotaria sordida is the source of this 357-nucleotide messenger RNA. NCBI's taxonomy places the organism in Eukaryota, Metazoa, Rotifera, Eurotatoria, Philodinida, Philodinidae. The record is from the annotation of a GenBank genome assembly.
AUGAAGUAUUUGAUCGGUUUAUUUUUCAUCAGUUUACUUUUAUUAGCAACUUUUGCUGAUGAUUCCGACAGAAGUUCAGCGUUAGUUGAGGAAGAGGAUGUUAGCAGUUUAGCAUCGCCUGAAAGUCCCGAAUAUGUUGGACAAACAUUGGAUGAUGAAGCAGAUGAAGAAGAAGCGGACACAAACGAUCCCGAUGAUAAUGGUGAUGAUGAACUAGAUAUUGAGGAUGACGAGGGUGAUGCUGAAAACGGCGGCGAUGAUGAAAAUGGCGACGAUGAUGAAAAUGGCGACGAAAACAGGGGCGAUGAUGAACCUGUUGAUAAUGAUGAUGAUGAAGACGACAAUGAUACCGCAUAA